UAAGAGACACGCUCCUGAAACAAGAACGAAAACUGACGGCCAAAACACGCACACACACAGAGACAACAACCACACAGGCGGAGGAGACCGGUCUGUACCUGAUCUCUUACCUGAUGAAGUGACACAGCUGGAUUCAGAGUGGACGCUUUUUUUUUUUCUUCCUUUCAGAGAAGGAUACCUUCAGGUUGUAAGAGAGGAGGUCAGGUAGAAAAAGCUGGUUGGACUUCACAGCCAGCAUGCUCCGGCAGUCUCUGAGCAUCUUGAAGCAGUUUGGCUCUACAGCGAGGACACAAGAUGCCACUGAACUUCUACAUGAAGACCUCGUUAUGGUGGAGCAGCGGGUGGAACCGGCCAAGAAGGCGGCACAGGUGCUGUACAAGAAGCUGCAUUGCUGCAUGCAGAGUCAGACGGGGCUGGAGACCGAAAAACGAAUGAAAAAGCUCCCUCUGAUGCUGCUGUCUAUCAGCAUGGCCGAAAGCCUCAAGGAUUUCGAUGCAGAGUCCUCUAUCAGGAAGGUGCUGGAGAUGUGCUGCUUCAUGGAGAAGAUGUUGGCCAACCUGCUGGCAGAGUUUGAGAUGAAAGUGGAGAAGGAAGUCCUGGAGCCGCUCAGCAAGCUCAGCGAGGAUGAUUUGCCAGAGAUCCUCAAGAACAAGAAGCAGUUUUCAAAGCUCACUACAGACUGGAACAAUGCAAAAACCAGGAGCCAGGCCAGCACUGGUCCCCAGGCAAAGCAGGAUGGUCUCAGGGAGGAAGUGGAGGAGGCUUGGAGGAAGCUGGAGAGCAUCAAGGACCAGUAUUCAGCAGAUUUGUAUUGCUUUGCAACUAAAGAAGAUGAUUACGCUAACUACUUCAUCCGUCUUCUCGAGCUGCAAGCAGAAUACCACAAAAGUUCCCACGAGUUCCUGGAGAAAAACAUAUGCGAGCUCAAAGAGAAUCACACCCAAAAAGGGCCACAGCCAAGCCUCUCUAACCAGAAGGUGUACGGGGAGCCUCUGCUCGCUCAUCUGUCUCUAAGCAGCAGAGAAAUCGCUGCACCCAUCCAGGAGUGUAUUCACAUGCUGCUGACAACGGGCAUGAGAGAGGAGGUAAGACUGACAGUGGUGAUCUCAACUCUCCUGCAGCAUCCAGAUGUGUUUUACAUGAGUCCUGAAUGUGUGACAGGAGCUUUGAAGUGUUACCUGAGAGAGCUCCCUGAACCUCUAAUGACCUUUGACCUCUACAGUGACUGGUUUAAAGCAGCAGGGGAAAAAGACAUGACAGAGAAGAUGGAUCAGUUCAAAGUCCUGCUGAAGAAACUGCCGCCUGAAAAUUACAACAACCUCAGGUACCUGGUCCAGUUCUUGUCUCUGUUGUCGGAGCAGCAGGCUGUAAACAAGAUGACCCCCAGCAACAUUGCCAUCGUCCUGGGGCCCAACCUGCUCUGGCCAAAAGCUGAAGGGGAAAUUGCUCUGUAUGACAUGGCGUCAGCUUCUUCAGUCCAGGUGGUGACGGUCAUUGAACCUCUUAUUCAGUACAGCUCCAAGCUCUUUCCUGAAGCUGUAUCCUUUGAGAUCCCUGAGCUUCCUGAGCUCCCAGACGCAACCCUGUCUGCCCCUGUUGCCCAGUGUGUGAUGUCACAGAAGGAUAAGCUGAGCAGAUCCAUGUCCUCUUCCUCUACUACCUCCUCCUGCUCCUCCUAUCACCUCCCUCUCUCCAAGACGAACAGUGAAACCUCUCAGGACAGUGGCGCCUUCUUCUUGGUAAAAUCCGGCUCUGUGAGUCGCGGCGGCACCACCACAUGGGCCAGCCCCGCAACCGAGACACCGUCUCCGAUCCAACAAAGCACGACACCCGGCAGCUCGGCCACCCUCGAUCCCAUUCUUGCCUUGACGGCAAACCUGAACCCGAGCCCGCCUCCCAGAGCCGUAGGGUCAACAUCGAGCUCAGGACCCACCCAGAAGCAGUGUUCAGAUCUGGAGCCAAUAAUGGAGGCGCCCCCAGACUCACCCAGAGCCUUGUUGAAGAUGUCUGUACCGUACAAACCAAAGAGAUCUUACAACGUCACCAAAGAUAACGAUCAGCCGACAGUUCAAUUCACCAAACCAAAACCCCAGUUGGCUCCUAAGCUCCAGGCCCCGCCAGCACCGCCACCUACCGCAGCUGCAGCAGCGGAUACUAAGACUCAGCCAACGCCAGCGCCUCGAGCCUGCCCCAAGAAGCCUCCGCCCAAAAAGCCUGGACUCAAAGCCCCAAACUGUCCUCCACCACUUCCUCCUCCAUCACAGGAAAAACAGGUUCCUUCUAUAGCACAGUGAGAAAAAUGAUGUAUGUGUGAAUUUUUCUUGUUGUUGUACAUCUUCAAAGAUGAAAGGUGUAAUGGCUGUUUAGUUAAAUACGGCUGAAAUAUUUGUGUGAUUUGUGUGACAUUACAUUUGCAUGUUGUACCAUUGCUAGUAUGUGUUGUGAUAUACCGACCAGUAUGUAUUUUGAGGUAAAGUGUUGCACCUUCAUUUGCGGUUGUUGUUUUUUUUUUUGUCUCCCCACUGUCCUGUAAUCAGUAUAGCCUAAUUUAUUUAUUCUUCCAAUAACAACUGUGCCACAUUUCCCAAAAUCCAAACUACAUGCAGGAAAGUGUUUCUGGUUGAAAAAGUAGCCAGACAUUCAAAACAAACCCCCAGUUUCUGUCUUCAGGGUGGAAUUCCCAUAUGUCUAUAUAUAUGUCUAUGAACUUAUAGUAUCCAUAUCGACUAAUAAAGAAUAAGAACAUUAUUUAAUGAAUGUUGAGGCUGAAUUGUGGGUUUUGAUUUGGAACUUUUCAGUUGUUAAUUGAUACUCCACCCCAAAAUCUCUCUUCCACAGAGCUGUGGUAAUCUUGAAUUCAUGUCAGAUACAACAAAGGGACCAAAAACAAUUCACUUUUUCAGGAUUUAUG
This is a messenger RNA of Scomber scombrus (Atlantic mackerel), 2911 nucleotides long. RefSeq names its product SH3-domain binding protein 1 (gene sh3bp1). Gene Ontology annotation, molecular function: protein binding; GTPase activator activity. The coding region runs from base 237 to 2294 and encodes 685 amino acids. The record is from RefSeq and is a predicted model, not a curated record. Lineage: Eukaryota; Metazoa; Chordata; Actinopteri; Scombriformes; Scombridae. Gene Ontology annotation, biological process: signal transduction; regulation of actin cytoskeleton organization; positive regulation of GTPase activity. The transcript is spliced from 17 exons. Gene Ontology annotation, cellular component: cytosol; intracellular anatomical structure; cytoplasm.